This is a messenger RNA of Daktulosphaira vitifoliae (grape phylloxera), 2048 nucleotides long. RefSeq lists its product as uncharacterized. The record is from RefSeq and is a predicted model, not a curated record. The coding region runs from base 98 to 2032 and encodes 644 amino acids. Gene Ontology annotation, molecular function: structural molecule activity. Lineage: Eukaryota; Metazoa; Arthropoda; Insecta; Hemiptera; Phylloxeridae. The transcript is spliced from 2 exons.
AGUAUAAUUAUUUUAUUGCGCAGUAUGAGGAAAACAACUUUUUAAAAUAUAAAGUGUAUUAGUAUAAAAGGUUAGUGUUCGCAUUAAAUUGCGGAUAAUGCAAGUGUAUACUACUGCACUUGGCACGUACCGUGAUUAUAUUAACAAACAAAAUACGGGAAAAAACGGCGGUUUGACGUGGUUAGGACACGAUUUCUCGGGACCGGGUAAUAAAGUCGCUAAUGAAAAAAAUCAAUUUAUUGCUGAAAGCUUGCCAACGAACGAAGUAGAUUGGAUCGCAUUAGAACACGACGUACAAUAUCAUAACGCUGGCAGUGGUAAUAUCGAUGAAAUAGGAAAUUACGACCUGCAAGCAGCGGAGAGGUCGUUGAACGUAAAAAAUUCUAAUUUCGGUGGCAAAUACGCAACUGCGUUUGGUUUAUAUGGAAAACAUUUUUUAGAACGUACUUUGCAAGGUAUUACAGGGAAUUCGCAAGCCAUAUACCCUAAUUCAGAAAAACCUAGCAAGCCUAUAGAGUGGUUCACAGAAGCUAAAAAACGUCGAAAAGAAUUGAUUUCCGACUCAUAUGUGGAAAAGAAUACCGACACAACAAUGUCCGGAGCUGAACGAAAUGCCACAGAGUCCGGAGACAAACGUACUGUUGAUGAAGCUGGUAUCGAUCCUGGAGGAAAUGCAUCAAAAAAGUCAAAUAAUCCCACAGCGUCAGCCCUCACUGCCGGCACGAAUAUUCCGGGUAUCGGGCCUAAUUCUGAUGCUGGUGACAGUAACGCUGUCGGUAUGCUACACAUGGUUAUACCUAGACCCAUCGACGAUACGAAAAAUAGGUCUUUGGUCUUUUCAAAAAAUCAUGAGUUUCUAUCGUACGGAAUACAAUGGAAGCCUAUUAAACACACUGGCAAUGCAUUUUGGGGAACAACCUCUCUAGCGGAAAUUCCGGUCGACCGUUGUCAUUUGUAUUUAACGUACGACGAAAUUGAAAUGUUACCGGUCGGGUGCUAUAUCGAAAAAGUUAUUUGCAAAGUAAUUUUACGUGGGGCACGCACAGCAUACGAAACAGCUACAACUCAAUCGGAAUUGGCCACUCUUAAUCAAAAUAAAUGGGGAGUGUACGCUAUAGGUCUUAAUAAAACUGUUCCGGGUGUCACCAAAAAAUACACUACCGUUGCGUCAAAUUCCAUGGAACCGCAAGCGGUGUCCAAUUCAGCGCCCGAGACGUAUUCUAAACAACACGACGCUUGGUACUCUAGUACUAAUAAACCACAGGACAAUUUGCCGUGCAGUUUCAUGAAUUUACCUACUGUGCUGCAAAACUAUUACACGUUAUACACCGAUACGGACAAUCAGGCCGGCUAUCAGUGGCCUAGAUUGAACAGACAUUUGCAAAAGUUUGAUUUAAACGCUGCUGUGGGCACUCAAAUUGUACAAUACGAGUACAGUCCUAAAAUAAGUUUGUUGAGAAAACCUUUUAACAGUCAUCAGACGUUUCAUUGGCCGGACACCGGUAACAGCAAUUAUAUUCAAUGUGAACAAGCCGAUUAUUUUUGCCCCAACGGUUCAGCAAUUACGCAAUUUAAACGAGAUAAAUAUUGUACAACAUACAUAAAUCAAAAACCAAAGGAACUUAUGACCGUCACGGAAAAAUCCAAAAGUUGGUCUUACGUAGAAUCUAGUCGUCAUAUAUCACUAAUAGAGCUAUCACAUGUGCUUAUACAAAAAAAGUCCAAUUACACGCCGUCCGAGGCCCAGCCAUCGUUACAUGUAGGUGUUUAUCCGGUGCCACGGGUAACAGCAAAGGACAAUAUUGUAGUGCCAACGAAAUUUUUAGACAUCGAAGCUUACUACACCGUCGAAACGACCUGCAUAGUUAAAUUCGGUUACCCUACUGCCUUGGCACGAUUUAAAAAUUGCAACGUUAACGUUGAAAAUGAAAUGUUUACGAUGGGUGUUGACGCUGGUGUAGCCGAAGCGGACGGGAAUUACUCUACGUGUUACGGUAGACACUCUCUGAAACAAGUAGACGCGGAAAACUGAUAUCGGCGGCCGUUUU